This is a messenger RNA of Nelumbo nucifera (sacred lotus), 1643 nucleotides long. Its product is annotated as proline-rich family protein. Gene Ontology annotation, cellular component: transcription repressor complex. Lineage: Eukaryota; Viridiplantae; Streptophyta; Magnoliopsida; Proteales; Nelumbonaceae. The record is from RefSeq and is a predicted model, not a curated record.
GACAGAGCUUGGCUACGGUUGUAAAAUUCAAAAAUUCGAAAUGUAGAAAGUAGAAUAAAAAGUGCAGGCGCAUUAUAGCAAUUUAAUCAAAGUGGAGUGGAAGUUCUUAUAAAAGGAGUUGGCGUUUGAACUUUUGAAGAAGUUGAAGAUUUUGGAAAUCCAACGCAGAAAAACAGAAACUGAAAAAAAUAAACCCCGCCAUGGCCAUGGGCUCUUCAUCCUCCUCCACCGACCCCCACAAUCACCCUCCCUACGUAAACCCAUCCUCGCGAGAUUCUUCUUCUUCCAGACCAUUAACCACUUCACACCCUCCUUCCUCCCCAUCCCCCAUAUACACAGCCCAACCCAUUCCCGUCAUCGCCGGUAAAACUUCAAACCCCAACCCUCCCGCUCAGAUGGCUAAGAUCCAGGAUCCUUCGGUCCCUCCUCCCCAGGGAAUCCUCUACCCAGUUGCCUCCUCCGGCCGAGGUUUUAUUCCCAAAUCCUUUCGACCCCAACCAGUCGACCAGCUGGUCACCGUCGCCAAUCCCGGUGGCUUCCCUCCUCGAUCCGUCGUCGCGUUCGCCAACCAGGUCCGGCCUUUUUCCUUCCCUCCCGGCGACCCCCAAGUUCAGGCGGUUCACCUGAUGAGACCGCCUCACAUGCAGCCGCCCCAUCUUGGACCCAGACACAUAGGGGCCACUGUUUCAGGCCCUCCUAUCAAGAGCAUUCCCCUCGUCGUCCAUCCAAAGGCUGCUCAAUUCCCAUCUUCAACAUCUGAUUUUAAUGGCUAUAAAGAGUUAAGGGAUAGAAGUAGAGAUGAUACAGUUGUGACAAUUCAUGAUCGAAAAGUCAGAUUAUCGGAUGGUGCUUCUCUUUAUGCACUUUGUCGAUCAUGGGUGCGGAAUGGUUUGCCUCAAGAAAGUCAGCCACAGUUUGGGGAGGGGGUAAAACUACUUCCAAGACCUUUGCCCACUUCUAUAUCAGAGAUUCCUUUGCCAAAGAAAACUGAAGGUGAUGAUGAAGAUGAAAAAAAAGAGGAUGAAGGUUCUGUAGAGGAAUUAUCUGCCCAGGAAUUGUUGCAGAGACAUGUAAAACAUGCUAAAAAAGUUCGGGCUAGAUUAAGAGAAGAACGGCUACAACGGAUUGCGCGUUACAAACAAAGGCUUGCUCUUCUUCUUCCUCCACCAGUUGAGCAGUACAGAAAUGAUGCAGCUAGCAUAAGCUGAUUUGUACUAACUUGAUCUGGUAUCCUCCCCAGAGGUUUUGGCUCUUAUAACUCAUUUGUCUAGUGCUUGGGCAGAGUUUCUUCAUCCAGAGUUCCAGACAGGGAGGUGAAAGGUGAGACGAAAGUUUAGCUGUUACAGCGUUACGGCUUUAAGGUCUUGAUGGGUCAUGGGUCCAAUUUAAGUGGGACCAAAGGCAAGACUAAUAGGUGGAUUGUACAUGAGGAGACGUUUUAUCAAUUUUUCUUGUUGCUUUGUCCAGGAGAAUGGUUAUUUCCAACCUWGUGCUUAAAAUUAAUAGCACCUCACCUAUGACGUGGGUUAAGAGAUUGUAUUACCAAAUUGACAUGUACGUCAGGGGAGCACUGCUUUGCCAAAUGGCAUCUGUAAGUGUAUGAUUUUAGUGACAGAUAAGAAAUGCCAUCUUUUUUUGUUCAA